AUUCAAUCCAAUUUUUCCUGUUAUGCCAAAACUAACUUUGGCGUCCCUUGCUGUUCUUUCUUUGUACCUUCACCAUUUGUUUUGUUAUUCCACCACCUUCCUCAUAGUCAUCAUCGAUUACCCAAUUUCAGAUCAAUAGCAGGUUAUUAUCUUUUUCAGCUAUCAUUGAGCUGCAUAGGAGUCUCAUUGUCCAAGUUCCAUCUUGCCAGCAUUUAUUUAGUCUUAGCAAUGGUUCUUGUUGGUUCUUUGCAACUGUCCUAUCAUCUGGGACUGCGGAGAAACUAUUUGCAUGAAGAAAAUCUUAAGUUUACCUCUCAGAGCUAUAGCACACGGCUAUUGAAUGUAGCCAGUCCAUCUCUUUUUUUUCAGAAGAACACUUGGAGCACUCAUUUAUUUAGCAUGAAAUACCCACCUAAUUACAUUGUGCCUUCUAGAUACAAUGUACUCAGGUGCCAGUCGUCAUUGAUGACAAAUCAACCACUGGAUCCCCCUGGAAUGAAGGCUGCUAUAGUGGCAUUGACAAAGUUUUGUAAUGUAUUAGGUGGUUGUCCUCCUUCAGUGGUUAAGUUAGUUCCUGCAGUUUGUAUUAUGGUGUUUGCUGUAUGGGGUCUUGGACCAUUUUUACGUUAUACGAGAAGCCUAUUCCAUAAUGAUAUUAACUGGAAGAAAAGUCGGACGUAUAAUAUCAUGACAUUGUAUCUUCAACCAUUAUUGCUGUGGACUGGAGCAACACUUAUUUGCAGAGCUUUAGAUCCAGUAGUUUUACCUACAGAGUCCAGCCAAGUUGUGAAGCAACGAGUGUUGAAUUUUGUUAGGUCGUUGUCCACCGUGCUGGCCUUUGCAUAUUGCUUAUCUAGCAUGAUUCAACAAGCACAGAAAUUCUUCUCAGAGAGUACUGAAUCCAGUGACGCGAGAAAUAUGGGCUUUCAAUUUGCUUGGAAAGCUGUAUACUCUGCAGUAUGGGUUGCGGCUCUCUCAUUGUUCAUGGAGCUCUUGGGCUUUUCUACCCAAAAAUGGCUUACAGCUGGAGGUCUUGGGACUGUUUUGCUGACCUUAGCUGGCCGUGAGAUUUUCACCAACUUUCUCUCAAGUGUGAUGAUUCAUGCAACUCGUCCUUUUGUUGUUAAUGAGUGGAUCCAAACAAAAAUCGAGGGCUAUGAAGUUUCUGGCACUGUUGAGCAUGUAGGGUGGUGGUCGCCAACAAUCAUUAGAGGUGAAGAUCGUGAAGCAGUUCACAUACCAAACCAUAAGUUUACCAUGAAUGUCGUCAGAAAUCUCAGUCAAAAAACUCAUUGGCGGAUUAAAACCCAUCUUGCCAUUAGCCAUUUGGACGUCAAUAAAAUCAACAACAUUGUCGCAGACAUGCGGAAAGUCUUGGCAAAGAACCCUCAAGUUGAACAACAGAAAUUGCAUAGAAGAGUAUUUUUGGAAAAUGUGGAUCCUGAAAAUCAGGCACUUCUGAUUUUGAUAUCUUGUUUUGUCAAGACUUCGCAUUUUGAAGAAUACCUUUGUGUAAAGGAAGCUAUAAUUUUGGAUCUUCUUAGAGUCAUUAGACAUCACCGGGCUCGACUUGCAACACCAAUCCGCACAAUGCAGAAGAUGCAUAGUGAUUCAGACAUGGAAAGCGUUCCAUUUUCUGAUUCAAUAUUUGGCCACCGUGGUGUGACUUCGAAUCGCCGCAUGUUGAUGAUCGAGCCCCCUUACAAAGUUUAUGGAGAAGAUAGAAAGCAAAGCCAUAGCAGGACAUCACGCACAACUGGAGAACAAAAUGGUAAGCCCAUUUCACGGUCAUCGGGUGACAGCAAGGCAGUUAAAGAGACGUCAUCUGAUAAAAAGACGGAAGUUAAGACUGGAGGAGAUGUUGAUACAAAAAAGCAGCCCAAAGUUUCAAUGUCGACCUCUGAAGAUAAAUCAAGCAAUGAAUUGAAACAUAAAUCGUCAUCAAGGUCUGCUGCAAGUAUCUCUGACAUGCCAACUUCUGAUGCCAAAACAACUAAAUCAGAUGCUGAUAAUUCGAUGGAAGAUUCCAUUCCCAAGCAAUCCGAAAAUAGCUCAGGAAGUAACAGGCAGAACUUGAAGCCUUCCCUUCCUGCUGUUUCCUUUCCAGAAGAUGUUAAGAAAUCAGGAGAAACUACUUCAGCAGCUUCACAGCCAAGGAUAGAAGGCGAGCAGACUACAGUUUCAAAUCAAUCAAUAACAAAGCCUGGCGUAGAAGAGAAUAUAAUCCUUGGUGUUGCUUUGGAUGGCUCUAAGAGAACACUUCCUAUUGAGGACGACUUACCUACUGCAUCAGGAGCAAAAGAUUUGGCUGCAUGCAGGAAUGGGAACAGUGCGAAUGGAGCAACAACGCCAGAUAAGAAUACGAAACGUCAAUCUCCUUCUCCUACCACAUCUUCUAGUGAGUAGUAAGACUAUGGUUUCAUGCAGGGGAUCCAGAUUAUUUGGUAAACAACUUUUUUGACAGAGAAGUUUGCAUUGAGGUCCUAUGAAGCUGCGUUUUCUCAGCGCUUGCAACAAAUUAUUCUCACCUGACUACAGUUUGCAAUGGGGCAGGAAUGUACAUUUGUGCCAUUUUGACUCUUGUUUCAGUGAAUUCUGAAACAGCAAGCUGUUUACUUUGAGGAUCAGCGGCCGUUAAUGACAACACAUCCUUUCAAUUGGUAACAUUUUCUUGAUAUAGAGCUUACGUUUUGUACAUAAAACCUGUAUCUUGAACUAUAAAUUAUGUAUACUAACAAAGAAUAUGCUAGAUUGAAUCAAUGCAUUUUGUAGAAGGAUCUCAAUUGUCUUCAAGAGAAUACUGGGAAUUUCGCAUAUAAUGAACAAAAUGCUCAGUUUGUAGUUCUGUUACAAGAUUUUGAGGAAAAUGAAAGCCGUUCGGCUCAGACAUUUCUUUUUCCGA
Messenger RNA from Benincasa hispida (wax gourd), 2902 nucleotides. RefSeq names its product MSCS-like 2 (gene MSL2). Gene Ontology annotation, cellular component: membrane. The record is from RefSeq and is a predicted model, not a curated record. Gene Ontology annotation, biological process: transmembrane transport. Lineage: Eukaryota; Viridiplantae; Streptophyta; Magnoliopsida; Cucurbitales; Cucurbitaceae.